Molecule: messenger RNA, 904 nt
Organism: Phragmites australis (common reed)
Lineage: Eukaryota; Viridiplantae; Streptophyta; Magnoliopsida; Poales; Poaceae
Product: GTPase activating protein 1-like
Exons: 3
Coding region: 189-686 (165 amino acids)
Source: RefSeq, a predicted model, not a curated record
UCGUCAACUACCGCGACCAAACGCCAUCUUAUUUUUUCUGACCUGACCAACACAACGGCAACUCGUUGAAGCCAGAGCGCUUUAUAUGUAAGAGAAAUCCAUCCAGAAAUCACAGAGAAGACCUACGGGGAAGAAAACUUGGAGAGGAGUGGAGGGAGAGGGAGAAGGAGAGGAAGAGGGGUAGCACCAUGCUGGACCAUCUCGUUGGGCUGGUGAAGGUGCGCGUGGUGAAGGGGGUGAACCUCGCCGUCCGGGACCUCCGCUCCAGCGACCCGUACGUCGUCGUCCGCAUCGGCAAUCAGAAGUUGAAGACACGGGUGAUAAAAAAGAGUACCAAUCCAGAAUGGAACGAAGAACUGACCCUUUCUAUCGAAGAUCCUUCGGUUCCUGUUAGACUGGAAGUUUUUGACAAGGACACAUUUAUCGACGAUUCAAUGGGUAAUGCAGAGCUGGACAUCCGCCCGUUGGUGGAGGUUGUGAAGAUGAAACUACAGGAUGUUGCCGACAACACCGUGGCAAAGAAACUGGUGCCGAACAGGCAGAACUACCUAGCCGAGGAGAGCACAAUAUAUAUAUUCGAGGGGAAGGUGAAGCAAGACCUGGUUGUGAGGCUAAAGAACGUUGAGUGUGGGGAAAUUGAGCUCCAGCUUCAGUGGGUCGACGUCCCUGGUUCUAAGGGUGUAUGAGCUUUGCAUUGCCCUGCACUGUUUCGUGGGGCUCCCAACUAAAAGUAAAAUGCAAGUGGAGAAUCCGAGCUAAGGAUGAUUGUGACACAGCAAGUGUCUGUAAGAUAUCCUAGUAUGAGGAUCUCCUAGCGUUUCAGCGCAGAAUGUUACAAUCUCAAUGUUUUGAUAUGAUUGUAUAUUGGAUUUUCCUCAGAUAUAUUGAAACAUCUUCUCUGCAA